AAACACGGAUCCGUUAGGAGGUUUAUUUAAAUUAUCGCUGGCGAAUUUCUCUUGAAUGGAGAAAGAUGCUAUUACUAGAACAUAUAGACAUUAAAAUAACACGAUUUUAGCAACUACUCUAGUGUCUCUCUGGGACUCGCCGGUCUCAAUGCGCAGGCGCAGAAACCUCUCGCUGAUAGGCCCUUCCCGGCUGCAUCUGGGAAGACCCGGAUGUGUUGGGUCUGGCCGCCCGCGAUAAGAAAGCGGUCUUUCUUUGCCUGUAUCGCUUGCUUCCUGACUUGCAGUUGUCUUCGGCUCUGCACACGUUGGCCUAACAAUAAACCCCCGUGAAUCCCGAAGGAUUCAUUUUGGAGUCUACCUGGAGAGGGUUACGUUGCGCUGAAACCAGUUAAACUUGCCCAAUAGGUAUCAGCCUAGUCCUCUGCAUGGUUACUCGGAAGUUCAAUGGGGCUUUUGUCUAAGUCAAAUCAAUUCAGAGUUGCAAGCUUUGCAUAUUGACACUUAUAUAGUACUGUAGGAUUUUGGCGUGGAACAGUAAUUUAGACAUACUGCUGCCUUUGUAGAUCGAGGAAAAAUACCCGUAUUUUGAAUAGUCUCCUGUUUUAUUUUUCAUCAUUGUUUCUCAUCAUUCAACACUUAGUUUCCCAAAGCAUUUUCCUGAUGCUCCGCUAGGUGGCAGUAUCUAGCUAUCCUGGAGUGAUAUCGGAAAAAUAGAUUUGGAUACAUCUAGUACUUGGAUGAAAGAAUCCCAGAGCUACAGCACCUUCCUUUGUGGGACUUGAUGGGGUACCUCAAGCGGAUAACAGAGCUCCAUUCUAGGAGGAAUGGGACUUCAACGGAUGGCCAGACUGGCAAAACAAGUGAACAAAUAAUUGAAAACAAAGCAUUUGUAGCAGUGGCGGUUAUUUGGCAGCGGUGCAGAGAGCAAGACUCAAGACUUUGAAAAUCACAGCUAUGAAGUCAGAAGACAACAAGCCGUUCUUGCAUGUGACUGGAGGCCUGCUGCUUUGCAUACUAGUGGUGGCUUUGGGAAUUUUUGAUGGCGUUCACACAGAUACUGGCUACGAGCAUUAUGCUGAACCAACAGUGCCUGGAAUGCCAGUCUUCCUAGCUAUGCCAGCAAAUUGCUUAAUCAAUUUGGCCUACAUACUUCUGGGUUGGUAUUGGUGGCCACCCGGUGACAAGAGUAGGCAGAACUACUUUCAAGAGGUCUUUGCCCUCAUGGCGCUUUUAUAUGGGCCUACACAAUGGGUCCGACUGUGGACACAGCAUCAUCGGGCAGCUGUUUUAGAUCAGUUGUUAACACUACCAAUUUUUGCUUGGGUCAUUGUUUGGUGCCUAUUUCUUGAAACUGGGUGGGAACCAUAUGUUUUUCUAGUCAUAGAAGUGACUUCACUGACUAGUUAUGUCCUGGCAGUGCUUCAUCCACAGGGUUUUGAGUUGGCAUUGAGUGGACAUAUAAUUGUUGUUUUUUGGAGAGUACUGAAAGUGCAAAGACAGUUUGGCAAUGCCAGUUCCAUCUGGAUUAUAGUUCUGGGAACGAUGUGUUGCUUUGGUUUUGUAAGCCUCAAAGUGUGGGAUCGAGAACUGGCCCAGUGGGCAUUCUUCUCUCGACUCACUGGUCAUUUUUGGUCCAAGGUAUGUGAUGUGCUGCAGUUCCAUUAUACUUUUCUCUUCCUUACCUUAAUGAGCAGACACCGGCUAAGCUCAGUGAAAUAAUCUAUAAUUUCAAUGAACAGUCUUAAUCAAAGGAGAAACUUACACAACAGUACAAGAGCAUACUGUAAUGUGGUUUGAAAGAAUAAAAAGUCUGCUAAAAUAUGCCAGUUUCUUCAAAAAGCUAUUGAAGAUAGUUGGUGAAAUCCACACAGUAUCACUCAGUUUAUUUCCUGUUGAAUAUAAUCCUGUUUUAUAAAACCACAUAGGAGAGAAAAAAAGUUGAUUUAUACAGUAGUCCUCAAUUUACAACCAACUGUUUAGUGACACUCUGAAGUUACAGCAGCACUGAAAAAAGUGACUUAUAAUCAGGCCCUAUACUUAACCGUCAAAGCAUUUCCAGGGUCAUGUGAUCAGAAUUCAGGUGCUUGGCAACCGGAAUCUGCCUUCCCCAUUGACUUUGCUUCUCAGGUUGCAAAAAGUACAUGACCCUGGGACCUGCAAUGGUAAUAAAUAUGAACCAGUGCUAAGCAUCUGAAUUUUGAUCACAUGAUCGUGGGGAUGCUGGAAAGGUGGGAACUCUGAAAAAUGGUCAUAAGUCAUUUUUCUCAGUGCCGUUGUAACUGAACAGUCACUAAAUGAAUUCUAAGUUGAGGUUUACCUGUAUACUUUUAAUUUUAUCUAGGAGCUUAGUUUAGGGUACAUAGCACUUCCUUUUUUAUCCCAUCCCAUCAUCAGGGUUUGGGCCAAGACAGACUGGCCAAAGUCACACACUGAGCUUCCAUGGCUAAGAAUGAAUUUGAACUUUUAUGUCCUUUGUCCAAAGUUUAACCUUUUCCUACCACAACUCCCUUCACAGUGAUGCCAUGUAAUUAUUCAGCGUUAUUAAUAUUCAGCAUAGUUCAGUUUUGAAUAGAAACAUCUUACUGUGAUGUUGAACUACAUUCCUAAAACAGAAUCUAUCAUGGCUACAACACAACUGCAGCAUAGCAAAAAAAAAAAAAAAAGUCACUAGACAAAACUUACCCUCCUAACAUUAUGUAGAUGUUUUCUAUUUUUUUCUUUCCAAUUUCUCUUUAUCAUAUCUAAAUUUGGGGUCUUAAAAUUUUUCCCUUUCCCUUUCCCUUUCCCUGUAGCAUCUUUUGUGCUGGCCAAAUCCUAAAUCAUUUCUAUUGUCUAAAUAAUGACAAGUCAUUAGUCAUUAGUACUUUUUUUCUCUUAAUUUUGUGGUUUUCUGUAUUAAAUAAGAACAAUAAUAAUAAAGCCAACCACUUUGAUAACCAUCUGGUUGAAAAA
Molecule: messenger RNA, 2952 nt
Organism: Pantherophis guttatus
Lineage: Eukaryota; Metazoa; Chordata; Lepidosauria; Squamata; Colubridae
Source: RefSeq, a predicted model, not a curated record